AAUUACACGGGCUGAAAAAGGCGGAGCUCGCGCGUGGGCAGAUAGUGCUGUUAGCGCCUUCCGAAAGUCCCGGCUUUCUCGUUUCUCUCGGACGAGGAGGAACGUCCGUUCCGCUCUUCCAUCUUGCGCCAAUUCGCAACACGUGCAGUGUGUAAACGUGUGUCGCCAGGGUCAACAGCUGACUCGGCCGUGGAAGAGAGAGAGGAAGAGUAUUCGCACGCUUUUUUCCCGUGCAGCUGUGUUGAUGUGUCGCGCGUUUCGAAACGACUUUCGGCUCGCCGGCAGAAAGCGCAGUUCCCCAGCGGCUCCGACGCCGAGCCGUCGCGACGACCUGUACGCGUCGUCGGGCGCGCGCGUACCCUGACAUGAUCUCCCCAGGAAGUCGCAGGGACAGCCGGCACUCCCGCGUGCUGAUGCCGGUGCUCCUGAGUGCCUGCGCGAUCCCGAUCUCGAUGCUCUUCUGGAUCGUCAACGUGGCCUACUUGAUACUCUGGCCGGACGCAACCGCCAACUCCACGGAAGAGCACUCGGUGAUCUCACCCUGGAGAUGGCUGGCUUCAGUCGUAAUUCCACUGAUGUUCUUGUUGUGGGGUCUACGCAAGAAAAGUAUAGACAUCAGCGGUGCAAUUCUGGGCUUCUUCAUAGGCUUUAUCCUGACGCUCUCGAGUUUUGUUCAUCUGGCAGCUCUCAUGGCCUUCUUCGUCACCGGAUCGAAAGUAACAAAGUUCCGAUCCGCACGAAAAAGGAAGUUCGAAGCCGAUUUCAAGGAGGGUGGCCAACGAAAUUGGAUCCAGGUUCUGUGUAACGUUGGCAUGGCUAUGCAACUGGCUAUAUUAUACCUAUUGGACAUCGGAAGCGGUGAACGGCCAAUCGAUUUCGAUAAGGAAUACCGAAGCUCGUGGUUAUCUGUCGGAUUAAUAGGAGUAUUUGCGUGUUGUAACGGCGACACGUGGGCUUCAGAGAUUGGCACGGUGAUGGGUACGGGCGAUCCUUUCCUUAUCACGACGAAGAGAAAAGUUCCGAGAGGAACGAAUGGUGGUGUAUCAUGGAUAGGUCUGUUAUGUUCUACCGUGGGCGGUCUAGUAAUUGGGCUGUUCUGUUAUAUUACAAUAUUAAAUACCGUGGAUACAGCUGUACUGCAAUUAGCAGCACCACAGUGGCCCAUCGUAGUCGUCGGGGCAUUCGCAGGUCUUUUUGGCAGCAUUCUAGAUUCCAUUCUCGGCGCGACUUUACAGUAUUCAGGAGUGGACGAAAAAGGUAUUAUAGUGGAGCGACCAGGAAAAGGUAUAAAAUACAUUUGUGGUAAACAGAUCCUAGAUAAUCACAGUGUAAAUCUUCUCUCUACUAUCGGAGUCGCACUCAUUCUUCCAAGAAUAGCUAAUAUUUUUUGGCCAUAAAAAGUCUUUCCACAACCUUUUUCAAAAACUGAAUUUUCUAAUAUUGCAUUUAUUAUUUUCAUUUACAGUCAAACAAAUCAAAUUCUAUAUCGUGUAUAUUCCUCUGCGCUAUUUUACAUAGGAAUAAAAAUAUUACAUUAUUUAGGAA
This is a messenger RNA of Vollenhovia emeryi, 1545 nucleotides long. Its product is annotated as transmembrane protein 19. Lineage: Eukaryota; Metazoa; Arthropoda; Insecta; Hymenoptera; Formicidae. The record is from RefSeq and is a predicted model, not a curated record. The transcript is spliced from 6 exons. The coding region runs from base 366 to 1397 and encodes 343 amino acids. Gene Ontology annotation, cellular component: membrane.